CGCGGGCCCUGCCUGUUGCGCACUUGGCGUCACACACCGACCGAGCAGCUGCGUGGAUGCGCGGAGCCGCUAAUGGACUUUCCCCACUCACUCCUACUGGCUUUACUGGUUUUAUGACUGGGAUCCUCGGGCCGGCGGCUGCUCUCAUCCAUUACUCCAGGACAUCCAUUACUCCGGGACUCGUUACAACGUGGCACCGUUACAUCCAGUGGCCGCGGGCACACACUCCAGACGUUCUACAUCAGGAAGCACAGGAGCCGUAAACGGAUCUGUCUCUGCCAGAGAUGCACACCAGUGCAAUGAAGACCUGAAGCCUGAGAAUCCAUGUGUGCCCCGCUGAACACACACUCUGACGAGUUACAGACACCGGUGUUGUAGCAGUGUGUGUGUCUGUGUGUGUGUGAGUGUUUGUGUGCGUGUGCCUAUGUGUGUGCAUGUAUAUGUGUGUGUGUGCGUGUAUGUGUGUGGCCGACCCUGUGUCUGUAUUUGUGCCGAAAAAUUCAGCUGAGGACGUAAACCAAAGAGUAUGAUCCAUCAGUCCACCUCAGUCUACCUGCUAGGAGGCCUUUUAGGCCUGUGUCUGCUUGAACCUGUUCUGACGGCCCUGACGCCAGCCAGCAUGUGCACGCCCUUAAAGACGCUCAACGACAGCCUCAGCCACAGGCGACGGUACAUGAAGCACAACUUCCCCAUCAACUACACCAUCAGGGUUCAUCAGAAGGAAAUCUUCAAACUGUCAAACAUCCGCAGAAUGAAGUUGCAGGUGGAGGGAUUGGAUGAGCUGGUUCUCCAGAGGCUGUGGUUCCAGGUCAACCAGGGAGUGUUAAAAAAGAUCAUCCGACAGAUGGCAGAGAGACAUCCUUCGCGGCCGUACACUGCUGAGCUGGAGCGUCGGUUCAAGGAUGCUGAGGGAGUCUUCGUGGAGUCGCAUCCCGCCGAGGUGUUCCAGAAAGAGCUUCCAGAGACAAUCCAGGACAUUUGGGAUUGUUUAACAGAGGAGCCUGAACGAGUGCCGGAGACCAGCUGGAAGUUCGCUUCUCCGAAAUCCCUCUUAGACAACUUCUGCCAAACCAUGUACUGCCUCUUCAGCGACUGCUUUGCCAGCAGCGGAGAGCAGCAGGACUACUGUGGCGUUUUACAUCGGAAGAAAGGCAGGAAGAAAGACGAAAGCUGAGAAGAGCCGAGUGGGGCGCAGGCCCUGUGGAUACUGACUCGGGAUUUGUAUCAUUAGCUGUCGGGUAGAGGGGUAAACGGACGACCCACAGCGAAACAAGACAUGAAUAAGUCUUUCUCAAUAUCUACCAAAGAGGGCCUAGAUUGUCUGGACGAUCCGAUGGAGACACUCCAUCAAUCAAAGCAGACUGAAACAAUAGGCACAUUAACAGCAUUCAUAUUAUUUUGUGAGCAUUUGGACUCUUUACUUUACAUAAAGUUCAUUUUGGAGUAAAAUCUCCAACUACUUCCAACUCUUUUGCCACUGAGGAAGCCCAAAGUGGUUUUAUCGCUUCAUAGCAUCUCAGACUGAUGCUGUAGUAUUUGAGAUUCCAGCUUUGGAAGAUAACUAUUCAUACGGACUUUACUGAUGUAUGAUCAAUAUAUUCGAUAUAUUCUCUCGUAAAGUGGAUUAUUCAAGAAGGGGAGUGCAGCACAAGCUCCCGAAUUCAGUGAUGGGUUAACUUCUGGACUGAGGACAUCAAUGUGGCUUUGCAAAAUCUCUACCAACCCCCAAAAAAGGCCUGUGAUGUGCUGCCCUGGGCCUGGAUGGUCCAACUCAGAGACCGGACCAGAGGCAACAAGAGAGACUACACAUUGGAUUGCUAUUGGAUUGAAAAACAACCGAGUUUGUACCCGAGACCGACUUCCCUUCUCUGUUUGCCCCAUCACAUCAUGUGUAUGUGAACUGAACUUCAAACCUUUAGGCAAACUGUUAACUACUGUUUUCUCUUCCUUCUUCAAUUGUUGACAAUGCAUUUCUUAACCUACAGCCUACAUUUAAAGUGAUAUUCUACCAGUGUGCCAUAGACCCAAACUGCAUAAUCAAAAACUGUCAAAAACGUAUUUAUUUCUAUUUGUUUAUCGUGUGUGAGUGAGAGCUGAACCCAGAAAAACUACAACAAACGAUCACCUUCCUCCAUCCGAGCCGUGCAUCUUCAUAUCUACUGUAGAAUAUAAAUCCUGCUACUAGAUUAGAUUUUUUUCUUAGAUGCAAACAGAUUCUAGAGAGUUUGUCGUGAUAAGAGCCGCCGCCGGUGUCUAUGCCUUGUUAAAAAAAUAUCCUGUGAUCUCAGCAGCGGAGUUAGUAAGCCUAAAUAAUGCGGAGGAUUAGUUGCUGUUGUGAAUGCAGAGAACCUCAUGUGUUGUGCAGGUGUGAGAGGAAAACUCAGGGUAAGCUCUGGACCCAGUUCUCCAGACUUUACCCGCAGGUAAAAACGGGUUUUGUUUCACUCAUAUUCAUCAGGGUGUUGACCCAAACCAGUCAAGAGACCCAUGACCUAAUGCACAGAAAAUGAUGGUCGAGCACCUGUUUAGUCAAGGUUGAGUUAGCGAAACAAAUGUGAUAUGGUUAUUCUCAUUCUUACAAAACAUCAGAUCCCCGAAAGAGGAAGUUAGGAAAUUUACUCAGCUUUUCUCAGUCAUUGUUGUCAAGAGCUGAGGACGUUCACUGCUGAGUGGAUCAACAGAUCACCUGAAGGCCCUCUGCAACUGUCGAGGUUGGAAUGCAGCCUUGAUCUUGUCUCGUUACUUGACUUUUGUUUUACAUUCCUCUCAUGGAUUUUACAUUCCUCGCGUGAUUAUCGAUGAUGAUGAAGGUGGAGGAAUAAUCCGAUUAUGGUAGACGGUUCCCGGUCGGCACAUACAGAGCAAAUUUGUCUGGGUGGUGUGGUGUACAGGAAGGAUUUAGUAAUUAUAGAGGACACUGUCUGCCUUUUGAAAAGUGUGUAGGAAUACAAUUUUGCUCCAAACAAAUUCAACAUUGCAAUGUUUCACUAAUCUUCAGGUAUACAUUUGAGUUGCCCCCAAGACUGCAGUAGGAAUUCACUUGUUUUUGUGAAAGUUACAGUUUCAGUUCAUGCGCUCACUCCUCAUGUCACAUAUGAUCUACGUACAAGCUUUGCAAGUCCAAUCGUGUCACUCUUAAGACGGGAGAGUCAUGAUGUUAAAUUAUUACCAUAUAUAUAUAUAUAUAUACAGCAUUGGGCUAAGCAGCUUCCAUGCGUUUCAGGAGGCAAAACAAAAGAAGCCCUGUUAUGAUGUAGAAGAUAAAAGAUAAAUAUUGGUGUAUUUCUUUAAGUGCAGUAAAUGUAUUUUUAUUAUACUUUAUCGAUCAUAUGUAACCGUAUGGUUGUCUUUUCGUAACCAUAAGAUCAUUUUAAGGUGUAUUCAAAGAUCCUUCAUUACAAAGAUGAAGUGAUAUUUACUACCUGACUGACUGGCAACAACAGAAAGAUGAUAAACUACAAACACAAUGAUGGUUGUUGUCUGUGGUCUGAAGAUAUGUUUAAGAAACAGAUGUUUUUAUACACAAGAUAUUGAAUUAUUUAUUUUUUGGAAAUGUAUAAUGUUACGUGACAAUUCUUUUAUGAAAGAAAAUUAAAAAACACAUUUUUUAUCAACUAA
Limanda limanda (common dab) is the source of this 3618-nucleotide messenger RNA. It is a transcript of the gene il34, whose product is annotated as interleukin 34. Gene Ontology annotation, biological process: positive regulation of protein phosphorylation; positive regulation of cell population proliferation; positive regulation of macrophage differentiation. The transcript has 8 exons. The record is from RefSeq and is a predicted model, not a curated record. The coding region runs from base 527 to 1174 and encodes 215 amino acids. Lineage: Eukaryota; Metazoa; Chordata; Actinopteri; Pleuronectiformes; Pleuronectidae. Gene Ontology annotation, molecular function: cytokine activity; macrophage colony-stimulating factor receptor binding.